Messenger RNA from Tupaia belangeri chinensis (Chinese tree shrew), 953 nucleotides. RefSeq names its product THO complex subunit 2-like. The transcript has 11 exons. The annotation marks the transcript as partial. Lineage: Eukaryota; Metazoa; Chordata; Mammalia; Scandentia; Tupaiidae. Gene Ontology annotation, biological process: mRNA processing; mRNA export from nucleus. Gene Ontology annotation, molecular function: mRNA binding. Gene Ontology annotation, cellular component: THO complex part of transcription export complex. The record is from RefSeq and is a predicted model, not a curated record.
CCAGCCUAUAUGGCCUACUACUCUCCUCCCCCGCACUGCUUUAUGAAGUCUUAACAGUGUGAGCUCUAGAGUUGGAUUGCCUGAAUCAGCGGCCGAUUUAGCCACUUAACUAGCUGAGUGACCUUGGUUUGCAUUUAUGCCGGAUUCUCAGUGAAAAUAAAAGCCAUGAUAGUUCAACUUACAGAGAUUUCCAGCAAGCUCUCUAUGAAUUGUCAUACCAUGUCAUUAAAGGAAAUCUAAAGCAUGAACAGGCAUCUAAUGUUCUUAAUGACAUUAGUGAAUUUCGUGAGGAUAUGCCCUCUAUUCUCGCCGACGUAUUCUGCAUAUUAGAUAUUGAAACAAAUUGUUUAGAAGAAAAAAGCAAGAGGGACUAUUUUACACAGUUGGUAUUAGCAUGUUUGUAUUUAGUUUCAGACACAGUUCUAAAGGAACGCCUGGAUCCAGAAACUUUGGAAUCAUUAGGGCUUAUCAAACAAUCACAGCAGUUCAAUCAGAAGUCAGUUAAAAUCAAGACAAAACUCUUUUAUAAGCAGCAAAAAUUCAAUUUAUUAAGAGAAGAAAAUGAAGGUUAUGCCAAGCUGAUUGCUGAAUUGGGGCAAGAUUUAUCUGGAAAUAUUACUAGUGAUUUAAUCUUAGAAAAUAUCAAAUCUUUAAUAGCAAAAGCUUUUGGUGACCAACAAGUUUUGGAGUUGUUAAAGACCUUGCUUGAAGGCCAGGUCUAUGAAAUUGUGAGGUCUGAGUGCUGUUUUCCAAUUUUUGGAGCUUACGCCAAUUGUGGCACACUUCAUUCCCUCAAUCAAGAUCGUAGAUUGAUAGUCCCUAUUAGGAUCUUGAUCAGGGACAGUGGUGGAACCAGCAGCAUAAGCACCCGGCUGCCUCCAAUUAAGAUGAUGUCCAUAUUCCCUGGUUUUGGCCCAGAUGUGAUCUCUCUCCUCAGGGAACAAUCUGAACAG